Messenger RNA from Salpingoeca rosetta, 1011 nucleotides. RefSeq lists its product as uncharacterized. The record is from RefSeq and is a predicted model, not a curated record. The transcript has 5 exons. Bases 77 to 727 code for a protein of 216 amino acids. Lineage: Eukaryota; Choanoflagellata; Craspedida; Salpingoecidae.
CGCUUUUUCCAGCAGAUACAACACACACACUCGCUUCCAUCCUUCUCCCCCUUCUUCCUUGCCCGGAGCGGUUGCCAUGCGCGAGGUAGCUGUGCAGGCCAACUGCCUGAUAUGUGACGCACACUUCCUGGUGGUUGUCACGGCUGUGCCGCCCGCGUCCGCGUUCUCUGGUCGUCGUGGCACGCAGGAGUUUGAAGACCUCUUGGAAAAGAUUCAACGUGAAGCGUCGCACCCUUUGCACCGGUUCUUGCGGUGCCCCACAUGUACGGAGAUUGUGGCCCAUUGCGCGUAUCAGGAUUGGCUCGGCAGCAAGGACGAGGAAUGCCACCUAUCCCUCUGCAAGCUCUAUUCCUACGCGCCCGACUCUGAAGUGGAGGCUGAGCGCUUGCCGCCGCUGUUCAUCAAUGGCAAGAAGCCGGAAGAAAAGCCAAGGUGGCAACUGGCUCAUGGCAUUGGACCAAAGACGCUGGAAGUUGACAGGUCGCGCAGUGGCCGCUUGCACCGCCCGUCGCUGAAGCAGUUUGGCAUCACCGGUCCGCGCAUCCCUGCCGUGGAAGAUCCAGCCAGUUUCGAAUACACCAUCGAAAGCAUCUACUCUCUGGCGGAGCAUCCUGCUCGGCUGGAGGCAGCGCUGCCACUCCUGGAGAAGAACAAGCCGCUCAUCCACGCGUGGGACAAUAUCUCCAGCGAUCCCAUGAUCACUGGCGAGGCAGAGGACACAGCUUAGCCAUUCAGCAGCUUGUGGUUCGCGCGUUUGCGUCAUGCCCUUGUCUGCCAUACACACUAACAUACAUACCUACGUGCACGCACGCACAAGCGCGCACACACAUACACACACUCUCUCUUUGGCUCCAUCUGUCUCUCUACUUGCUUGUGUUACAUGCCAUAUGGCCUGCCUCGCCCCUCUCCGUCACGCCUUUGCUUGCUUGCCAACUCCCCUUAUUUGAACUGUUCAAUCAUAACGAAGUCACGCGCCACUGGUUGGUCAUUCAAUACAUGCAACCUUGAGCC